Aspergillus oryzae RIB40 is the source of this 1347-nucleotide messenger RNA. Its product is annotated as M24 family metallopeptidase. The transcript has a single exon. NCBI's taxonomy places the organism in Eukaryota, Fungi, Ascomycota, Eurotiomycetes, Eurotiales, Aspergillaceae. Bases 1 to 1347 code for a protein of 448 amino acids. The record is from RefSeq and is a predicted model, not a curated record.
AUGGAAGAACCGCCCUUCUCCAUCCCUCCUCAUUCUCGGCGUAUCGACCCCACCCAGCCGCGCACCGCUACGUUCAAACCUGAUGGUUCAGACAACGACAACGACCGCGUAGAGGUCGGACCGACUCCGCUGGCGUUCGCGGAGUGGCAGCAUCUGGGUCUGCAGCCACCUCACCUACCGACCAUGCGCGCGUAUCGUCUACAGCGCAUUUGCGAUCAACUAAUUAGUCGCGACCUAGGUGGCAUCCUAUUGUUCGAUCCACUGAACAUUCGUUACGCCACCGACACCAGCAAUAUGCAGCUGUGGACAGCGCACAACCCCUCCCGGGCCUGCUUCGUCGCCGCCAGCGGUUACCUAGUGCUGUGGGAUUUCCAUGGUUGCAAUCAUCUUUCUGCGCACCUGCCGCUGAUUAAGGAAACGCGCAGUGGCGCCUCUUUCUUCUACUUUGAAACCGGCAACCGUACCGAUGAACACGCCGCGCGUUUCUGCGCACAAGUUGACGAAUUGCUCCGAAAGCAUGCCGGCAAUAACCGCCGGCUAGCCGUGGACCGCAUUGAAGUCGCCGGCCUGCGUGCCCUCGAUGCGCUGGGAGUGGAAGUCUGUAAUGGGCAGGCCGUCACCGAGCUUGCGCGGAUGAUUAAGGGCCCAGAUGAGAUCCGGGCUAUGCGCUGUGCGGUCGCCUCCUGCGAAGCCGCGGUUGGCGAGAUGCGUCAGGCCAUGCGCGCCGGUGCCACAGAAAAUGACGUCUGGGCUGCUCUGCACGCAGGCAAUAUUCGCCGUGGCGGCGAAUGGAUUGAAACUCGCCUUCUUAGUUCCGGACCGCGCACCAACCCUUGGUAUCAGGAAUGCGGGCCGCGGAUACUUCGCGAUGGAGACCUGGUGUCGUUCGACACCGACCUCAUUGGCGUAUACGGUAUCUGCGUGGACAUGUCGCGCAGCUGGAUCUGCGGCGACCUUGAGCCUACAGCAGAACAGAAACGUCUGUAUCGCAUCGCCCACGAACAUAUCACCAAUAACAUCGAGAUGGUCAAGCCCGGGGUACGCUUUACGGAACUGACGCGCAACGGUCACCGCCUGCCUGAAAGCUGCCGCGCUCAGCGCUAUAGCGUGAUGUUUCAUGGUGUAGGCCUGUGCGACGAGUACCCUACCAUCCGCUACCCCGAAGACCUGGAGUCUUACGGCUACGAAGGAGAGCUGCAAGCGGGCAUGGUACUAUGCGUUGAGGCUUAUGUCGGUGAAGUGGGCGGCAAAGACGGCAUCAAGCUAGAGAACCAGCUACUCGUGACGGAGACGGGCUAUGAGCUACUAACUCGCUAUCCCUUCGAAGAGAGCUUCCUACGCGACUGA